Molecule: messenger RNA, 1283 nt
Organism: Pelagomonas calceolata
Lineage: Eukaryota; Pelagophyceae; Pelagomonadales; Pelagomonadaceae
Source: the annotation of a GenBank genome assembly
UGGGGCUGCUCUCGCGCACAAGUGUGCAAUAGCGGUCGCUUACGGCUGAACGUUAUUGAUCGCACGAGUGCUAAAUGCCACCCCUCUCACCACUGCUGCUCUGCAUUGCAGCCUCCCACGCCCUCCGCGGCCCAGCCGCGCACCGCUCACGCCUGACACCGCGGCGCGCCACGGCUCUAGAUAAACUAGACAAAGCCGUCGGCAACACAUUAAACAAAACGCGCAGCUGGGGUCCGGCCCGGCAAGCUGGAGUUGUGCUCGCGACGUACGCCGCGCACGCUGGAGCCUUGGGACGCAGCUCAAUCCUACUCCCCUACCAGCUCGUCCCGAACGAGUUUGGCCUGUGGCAGUCGGUGGGCUUCGACUCGCUGCUCGGCGGAGCCUUCCUUGGCCUCCACGUGUUAAGGCGGAGAAAGGGCACUUCUCGGAAGCGCGAGCUCCCACCAGCACCCGAAAUCGGCAAGCGCGCUCUCCUAACGACGAUCGGCGCGCUCGCCGUCGCCUACCGCUGGAGCGGCUACGUGGCGGCGCUCGUGGACGGAUUUGUGUACCGCGCAACCCCAAGCGCGACGCCGGCCAUGGGCCGCGCGCUGCAGGUCCUCGGCGGCCACCUGGCGUGGCUCGUCGUGGGCGUGUCCGUGCUCGCGGUCGUCCCAGCUCUUGAGAUGAGAGACGGGCGCAUCCGGUGGAACCGAGAAAAAGCCACGGCCUGGUACCGCUUCAAGUGGAAGACGGACUGGCUCUGGUGGGUCGCCGGCGGCUACUGCGCGUCCGCAUUGAUUUUCAACGUCGCCGACGGCGUGAACCACUUCCUCGUGCCGCCCACUUUAUUUGAUGACGACACUCUAGUCACGAAAAUGGUGAACCCCGAGGACGGCCGCGGCGUCGCGUCGAUUCUGGUCGGCGGCGUCGCGCCCUGCGUCACGGCGCCGUGCGUGGGCCGCGCGGAACUAUCAAAGUUCACGGCACGCCAUCGACGCGACGCCGGCUCGAUGGUGUCUUUGCACACAGGUGGUGGGAGGAGGUCCUCUACCGCGGCUUCCUGCUGCGGGCGCUCGAGCGGCUUUGUGGACGGGCUGACGUCGCGACGGUGGUGUCCUCAUUAUUAUUUGCGGCGCACCACCUGUCGCUCACGGCGGCGCUGCCGCUCGCGGCUUUGGGUGCGACGUGGUCCUACCUGUACCUGGCGUCGGGCAACUUGCUCGUGCCGGUGGCGAUCCACGCGCUAUGGAACGCGCGGGUGUUUGCGGGUACUGUGCUAGGGUUGUAAGUAGUAGUGGUAG